Molecule: messenger RNA, 2266 nt
Organism: Schistosoma bovis
Lineage: Eukaryota; Metazoa; Platyhelminthes; Trematoda; Strigeidida; Schistosomatidae
Source: the annotation of a GenBank genome assembly
ACAAUUACCAGCUAUGUUUGGAUACGCAUGUUUGACCUUGAGGUUCAGGUUCGAAGGCUUGACUUCGUUUUUCAGUGAUUGAAUUACUGGAUAUAGCAUUAACUCAGUAUCCAUAUAAUGGACAGUUUAAAUACAAGAAGUCUUGAUGACUAUCGUGUGAAUGCUUGUGAUGCCAUCCAAUUCAAACUAGUUAGGGACAAGGAAACUGUCGAUUCAGUAGAUACAUUCAAUCCUGAGUUCACUCACCAAAUAUUUGGUGAAAGUGAACAGAUAUUCGGAUAUCGUGAUCUCAAAGUUGGCAUAUUUUACACAGCAGACUUUCUAUCAACAUAUAUAGAUAUUUCUUAUACAUCAAAAGUUGAUCCUCAACUAUCCAAAGGUGUUAUGCCUGACGAUAUUAUGCACAUAUUAUCUGAUGUUUAUCCAUAUAACAUCAGUAAGAACCUGAAUGAUUUUUUGAAAAACUUCGAUGAAAAGUUUACUUUCACUCCAUACGGAGUUAACAGAUACAGUUAUCAAAUUAUGAAAGAUAAAUGUCCAAAAAAGUUUUCUGUUUUUUUUAUCGAGCAUGGUAUGCCUGGAUUUGAGAAAUUCCUUGAAUAUCAUAAACGGAUGGAAUCUUUCCUUCUUUUCUUCAUAGAUGGUGCAUCUGCUAUAUCUACGGAAGAUAUUCAGUGGUGUUAUUAUGUGAUUUAUGAAAAUAUUGGUCAAACAGAUGACGGAAAAAUUAAAUACGGAUUUAUUGGUUACAUGACAGUUUAUAAGUUUUAUGCUUAUCCCAAAAAUCUUCGACCACGUGUUAGCCAAGUUCUGAUCCUUCCACCUUUUAGAAACAAUGGCCAUGCUACACAACUUUUACAAACUUUUUAUCGUGAUUUUGUACCAAUGUCUAAUGUCAUUGAUAUAGCAGUUGAAGACCCAUCGCCUGAAUUUCAGCGUAUUAGGGAUUUAUUGGACUGCAAACGGUGCUUGGAAACCCCAGAAGUAAUGCAAACUAUAACACAGUCUAAUUGUGUGAACGGACAAAUUAUUAGUGAGAAGUCUUCUGCAAUACGCUUCCGAGAAAUUUCAAGGACAAAGUUAAAACUAAAUCGUUGUCAAAGUCGACGAGUGUAUGAAAUUCUUCGAUUGUUUUUGUUGCCUCGUACAGAUGAAUAUGUAAAGUCUUUUUCUGACGCAUUAACUAAGCGUGCCACUGCAUACUUUCAGGUAUGUUGUAUUAUUGUAUUUGUAUAUUUGAACUCAUCCUUGAGUAAAUUCAACGUUAAUGAUGGUUAUCCCACGUAUUCAUGAUGAAAUAGAUAUGGUUCACUAUAAUAUCAAAUUAUUUACUACAAUCACUUGGUUUUUCUCAAUAAAUAGACAUUAUUAGGAUUUGUAUAAUUGUCGUAAAGUUUGAUAAUUUCCAUUUUAGAGCUGUUUACUAUUCUUUCAGAAAAUUGAGUAGCUAAUGAUGAAGUUGUUGUUUUAUAUAACAAAGCUUCUUUCAAAAACAACGGGUUCGACCAGAUGCUAUGCGAGGGUCUUCUUUGGUACCUAAAACAAGUGGUCCUUCUUCUUAUAAUCCAUUGAAAAAGGCAUUUGAUGAAGCUGCGGACGAAUAUUUUGAAAGUCAACUGCAUGAAGAAGUUUCUACCUUGUUGAAAAACUAUCAAGACAUUGUAUAUAAACUUGAUCGUUUCAUUUCUUCACUUAAAAAGCAGUCGUAAUUAGUGUUGUGUAAGAUGUUCCCUUGUGUUGUUUUCCUCCUGAAAAGAGUAUUGUACCAAGAUUUUUACUCAGUAAAAAUUGUAUUUUGUUGAACAUGUUCCAAUUUAGAAUUGUUACGAUGAUGAGCCUCGCAUGUUUAUGUACGAUAACCAUAAAGUUAUUGGAUAACUUCGUUAGGAGCUGUAAUCGUCAUGAUUUCGUAUGCUCAAAGUUAAAAUAGGCUGAGGGAAUCUUUUAACGUUUUUUUGAGACUGAUAUUUAACUUCGAGCCUUAUAGUAAUUAAAAAUUUACAAGUAGAUGAUCUGUGGCAUUAUGUAUAUGAAAACUGUGUAUACGUGACUACUGAUAUUUUAUAUAUAUGCACGUGGCUUUCUAUUGUUUAACUUAUUGGUUUCAAAAUUGUCAAUGGUAAAACGAUCAUAUCUGCUUCGAUUACGCUGUGUACUGCGUUUCUUAACUUCAUCACUUUACUAUAUUCCUGUCAUAUUCAAGAAGAUAGACAUUCCAACUACUGUAGUUUAAGUUACAUUGAUAUAUUAAUCUACUAUAAAGCCC